CGCGUUCUAUAGACUCAUUCCGUGACUUAUGUUCUGCGUCACUGGGGACUGAUUGGUUGCGGCGAACUUUGUGUUUUGGCGGGGAACUGAAAGGGAAAUGAUGGUUGCCCCCGUUUACCGAGUUCCAAGCUGCUGUCAAUUUUGUGAUCCCUCCCGUUUAGCUUUUUGCUCUUAGUCCUGUGAUGACGUACGGACGGAAUCGCUUUCUUACUGACUAUAUUAUUGGCCUCGGUAGUCGCUGUUGAGCUUGUUUUUGUGGCAAUAUGCAGAGUGGCAGCCGCCCCCAGCUCGCUUGGCAAAGGGAACAGAUGUGGUUGGCUCUUCAGGCGUUGGGCUUCGAGUCCGGCGUGGAGGCGGCUAAUGCAGGCAAGACAAUGGUCCAUGUAACGUUUGGAGUAAACAUGUUUGACAAGCCAAAUAAGGAUGCGUUUUAUGUGGUUUUUCACUUUCUUUUUGGAAAGCUGGAUAAUGUGCGCUGCAAGGAAGUUUUCAGGUAUUGUUGGCCUCCAAUAGACAAGAAAAGAGAUGCUGAGUUCAGAAAAGCAUGCUGUGAAUGGCUUAAAAAAAUUUCAGAUGAAGUCGGUGCAAGCUUUCCUCAAGUGGUGGCUUCAAUAUUUCUUUCACCUGGGGGUCCCAAGUUUGUGCAUCUUUUGUAUCAUUUUGCAAGAUAUGUUAUGUUACAACAUAUAAAAAGAGAUGCUGAUGGUGCUAAUGUUUUUAUCGCGGAAGCUCUGCAAUGUAAAAUUCAAGAUCCACAGAAAGCAUUGGCAAGAAAUAAGCUGGCACGCCAAAAGUAUUUAAGGGUUUUGCAGAGAGAAAACCAUGUUAUCGAGGAAUAUCAAAGAAAAGCCCAGUUACUGAUAAAACAAAUAAGGGAUAUGCGUUCUGAACAUGUUGCAUUGCAGAACCAACAAAAAAUAGCUGAAAGUGUAGACCGAAAGAUCAGUGAUAAAGAUGAAAAUAUUCAAAAGAUAAGGUGUACGUGGAAUGCAAUUAUGCAAAUGUUAAAAAUGAUGGAAAAGGAAGUGGAUGUUGUAGAUGCUGUGGUCAGCGGUAACAUUGAUCAGUACUGUUUAGAUGGAACAAACGCAACUUUAAACAUCCCAAAUCUGCUGAUCUCCAGAAUUGAAAGUGAAAUGCACAGGUUGCAAAUGGAGAAUGUCUAUGAAGCCGGGAAAGUAAAUCUCUUAACAAUUGUUCAGUUGCUAAAUGAAGCUUUAAAACUAGUGAGUGGAGAACGCUGUCUAUAUGACUGCAAAGGAGUUUGCCUAGAUCUACAGUAUCUUAAUGGGAAAGCAAAGUUUGAGAGUGAGGUUCUAACAAGACUGAGGAACAUGAGGCAUAAAAUAAAGCGUGAAGAUCUAGUGUCCAUUGAAAAAUCUAUUGCAGACAAAGAAAGAGAGUGGGAAAGAAAAUGGAAAAAGAUCCUCGGGAAGUCCCCUUUUAUCCUCUUAAAAGGGCUAAAUCCAGCACUAGAAUUGAACCCUCCUAUGGCCCCUUUUUCAUUUGACCCUGCUUCAGAAGAAGUCUUAAAAAGCAGUAUAUUUUGCCAUUACCCAGCUUCUCUGCAAGAGUAUUCCCACAAAGAAAAUCCCUUAAAGGACUUAAAGCGAGAUCCUGGUGGAGAGUUAUUACAAAGGUUAAUUGGUGCCACAGUUUUAACACCCUCUGGAAGGAAGUCUACAUCUUCUCUUGGAAUGGCAACUCCAAUUAGACGCAGAAUGUCUCUAAAUGAAAAAGAGUUUCAGACUCCGAACAUGUGUGAUCAAACAGGAUUCCAAAGAACUCCAAGUUCUGUAGUACAGAAGAGAAUGUCUGAUGUAAGCUGGAAAACUGCAGCAAAUAGCCCAUUGCCACAUACACCAACACCUUACAAACAAGAUCCCAAGAAUAUGGCACGACGGCAACUUGCUCAGCAGGUUGCAGAUUACAUUGUUUCUGAAUCUCCAAGAUCCUCAGCAGGAAGGGGAAUGGAGAUUGAUGACUUGCUAGGUAUUUUAUCGUCUGAUCCCUUCUUAUCAAAAAAAGAAAUCCCUAGAACUCCUGAAAAUUUAAUUUCAGAUAUUAGAAGCUCAUGGAGAAAAGCUAUCCAGAGUGUAGAAUCUUCAGAUGUUGCAAGCCCUGUCGCAGCUCCAUGCAUGGAUUCAACAGCAGAACUAGAAUCUGCACAUUGCAGUCAAAUAGACUUGAGCAUGGCCUGCUUUUUGUCUACCUCUCAUGCUUCGGAGCAAAAUGAUUGCUCAAGAACGAGAAUUCCUCCUAAUACUGGUGGUAAUAAUUCUGCUAGUCUUCAUAGUGAUGUUGGUCACCAUGAAAGCACUGAUCUGAAAAGUGAAACUGAUUUAUCAAAGUCAGAAGAUUUGAGUCUUCCUACAAAGGAAAGUGAGCAUGCACUGAUAAAUCUCCUCGAUGACAAAAAAGAGAGUAAUGCGGAAGCACUGAUCGAUCCAAUGGAGAACAAAAAUAAAACUCUUGUUUUUGGCAACCAGUCAGUUCAUAAAUUAAUGGACAAAACAGUGCUUAUUUCUGUCUCUGGUCAAGAAAAUCUAUCUGCACAUUCAACUCUGCCAUGGAAUUCAUCUAAUGUCUUAACCUGUGAUAGUAGUUCAGACAGCCAUGAAGUCAUCCAGCUUGGAAUUUUGCAUGAAACCCUGCCUGAGAAUGCAGGAGGGAAUGUAAGUCUUAAUAGCACAAUUAGUUUAGGAGGUGAUGGUGAACCUUUUGAGAAAAGUGAAUUGCCAGACCUUGACUUUACCUUUGAUAGAAAUGAGCAUUCAUCCAUAAGCAUGGAGGGUAAAAUGGAUAUUCAUUACAUUCGCAGUCGGUAUGAAGCCCUCAAAUUAACUUUAACAUCUUUGACAGAUGAAGAGCAUCAUGGUGAUCAGGACACCUCUAAUAUGAGGUUCACCAAGCAUAAAUCUGAGUCAAGUCUCCUACUUGGAUCUGAUGUGUACAGCCCUAUGGAAAAAGGUUUAUCAUUGGACUUAGAGUAUUUAACUUCUCCUUUGCCAAAGGACAGAAAGCUUUCUCUCCCUCAACUGAUAUCUUUUUCUCCAGAAAGCAUUAGUUUGGAAAAGCAAGAAGACAUUUUAGAUGUUUUUGAGUCCCAAGAUUUCAAAAACCAAAAUAAAACCUUUGAUUUUAUGAGCUCUGGAUUAGACCUACAUAAAAGCACAGAUGAAGGCCUGGAACAGCUUAUUAAAUUAUGAAAUGUCUGACAGAUUUGUAACAUGUUGAUGGUUAAUAUUUGUAAAUAAAUAAACCAUAGUUUAAUGAA
Molecule: messenger RNA, 3277 nt
Organism: Xenopus laevis (African clawed frog)
Lineage: Eukaryota; Metazoa; Chordata; Amphibia; Anura; Pipidae
Gene: haus6.S
Product: HAUS augmin like complex subunit 6 S homeolog
Exons: 17
Coding region: 264-3209 (981 amino acids)
Biological process (GO): spindle assembly; microtubule cytoskeleton organization
Cellular component (GO): HAUS complex; mitotic spindle microtubule
Molecular function (GO): microtubule binding
Source: RefSeq, a predicted model, not a curated record